AUGAAAGCCAUCACCAUCGUCGCGCCCGUCCUCGCCAGUCUCGUCUUCCUUCAGGGAGUUCCCGCUCCAGUUUUUGCCGCCCUUGGCACUGCUAUAGCUGCUGGAGGUGCUGCUGGAGCGGCCGCUGGAGUGGCCGCUAGUGGAAUCAGCGCUGGUAUCAUUUCUGGUGUCGUCGGUGGUAUCGUUUCCGGAGGAGUUAGCGUAGGCGUCACCUGCGCAGUCACAAAGUCCUGCAAACACCGUCGUUCUGCCUACAUUCACGCACGACAGAUGGCCCGGGAGCUCAGAAAAGAGCUUGGUGUCCGAAGGGACGGCGCGGGCCCUGCACCUCCUGGCGUGCCUCAACAUAACUGGGACGACUGCUAUAAUGAUGCUUUGAAAGGCCACAUCACAAUCACUGGGCCCGUUAACGAAAACGAUAUUCGAGUGGAGGGUCUACCUACCAGCUGCAUGGUACUCGCCACAGUCCUUGACGGCAACACUUCGGGAGGUCCCACACCCAUUCCCUGCGGCACUUCUUGCAUGGAUUGGACCGGCAUGACACCCGAGUACUAUGAGGAAAUCCGCGGUAUUAUCAAUGCCCAAAUCCUGAACCAAUAG
Molecule: messenger RNA, 600 nt
Organism: Coccidioides immitis RS
Lineage: Eukaryota; Fungi; Ascomycota; Eurotiomycetes; Onygenales; Onygenaceae
Exons: 1
Coding region: 1-600 (199 amino acids)
Source: RefSeq, a predicted model, not a curated record